CACCCCGCCCAUUCCCCCGCUUUCCAGCACCCCGCCCCAUUCUCCCUCUUUCCAUCACCCCGCCCCAUUCUCCCGCUUUCCAGCACCCCGCCCGACUCUCCCGCGUUCCAUCACCCCGCCCGAUUCUCCCGCUUUCCAUCACCCCGCCCCAUUCUCCCGCUUUCCAUUACCCCGCCCUUUUCUCCCGCUUUCCAUCAACCCGCCCCUUCUCCCGCUUUCCAUCACCCCGCCCCAUUCUCCCGCUUUCCAUCACCCGCCCCUUUUCCCGCUUUCCAUCACCCCGCCCCAUUCUCCCGCUUUCCAUCACCCGCUCCAUUCUCCCGCUUUCCAUCACCCCGCCCCAUUCUCCCGCUUUCCAUCUCCCGCCCCAUUCUCCCCGCUUUCCAUCACCCCGCCCCAUUCUCCCGCUUUCCAUCACCCCGCCCCAUUCUCCCCGCUUUCCAGCACCCCGCCCAUUCUCUCGCUUUCCAUCACCCCGCCCCUUUCUCCCGCUUUCCAUCACCCACCCGCCUCAUUCUCCCGCUUUCCAUCACCCGCCCCUUUCUCCCUCUUUCCAUCACCCCGCCCCAUUCUCCCGCUUUCCAUCAUCCCGACCCAUUCUCCCGCUUUCCAUCACCCCGCCCCAUUCUCCCUCUUUCCAUAACCCCGCCCCAUUCUCCCUCUUUCCAUCACCCUGCCCCAUUCUCCCUCUUUACAUCACCCCCGCCCCAUUCUCCCGCUUUCCAUCACCCGCCCCAUUCUCCCGCUUUCCAUCACCCCGCCCCAUUCUCCCGCUUUCCAUCACCCCGCCCCAUUCUCCCGCUUUCCAUCACCCCGCCCCAUUCUCCCGCUUUCCAUCACCCCGCCCCAUUCUCCCGCUUUCCAUCAUUCCGCCCCAUUCUCCCUCUUUCCAUCACCCCGCCCCAUUCUCCCGCUUUCCAUCACCCGCUCCAUUCUCCCGCUUUCCAUCACCCCGCCCCAUUCUCCCGCUUUCCAUCACCCCGCCCGAUUCUCCCGCUUUCCAUCACCCCGCCCCAUUCUCCCGUUUUCCAUCACCCCGCCCCAUUCUCCCGCUUUCCAUCACCCCGCCCCAUUCUCCCGCUUUCCAUCACUCCGCCCCAAACUCCCUCUUUCCAUCACCCCGCCACAUUCUCCCGCUUUCCAUCACCCGCCCCAUUCUCCCGCUUUCCAUCACCCGCCCCGUUCUCCCGCUUUCCAUCACCCCGCCCCAUUCUUCCGCUUUCCAUCACCCCGCCCCAUUCUCCCUCUUUCCAUCACCCUGCCCCAUUCUUCCGCUUUCCAUCACCCCACCCUAUUCUACCUCUUUCCAUUACCCCGCCCCAUUCUUCCGCUUUCCAGCACCCCGCCCCAUUCUCCCGCUUUCCAUCACCCCGCCCCAUUCUCCCACUUUCCAUCACCCUGCCCCAUUUUCCCGCUUUCCAUCACCCCGCCCCAUUCUCCCGCUUUCGAUCACCCCGCCCCAUUUUCCCUCUUUACAUCACCCCGCCCCAUUCUCCCGCUUUCCAUCACCCGCCCCAUUCUCCCGCUUUCCAUCACCCCGCCCCAUUCUCCCGCUUUCCAUCACCCCGCCCCAUUCUCCCGCUUUCCAUCACCCCGCCCCAUUCUCCCGCUUUCCAUCACCUCGCCCCAUUCUCCCGCUUUCCAGCACCCCGCCCCAUUCUCUCGCUUUCCAUCACCCCGCCCCAUUCUCCUGCUUUCCAUCACCCCGCCCCAUUCUCCCUCCUUCCAUAACCCCGCCCCAUUCUCCCUCUUUCCAUCACCCUGCCCCAUUCUCCCUCUUUCCAUCACCCCGCCCCAUUCUCCCGCUUUCCAUCACCCCGCCCCAUUCUCCCGCUUUCCAUCACCCGCCCCGUUCUCCCGCUUUCCAUCACCCCGCCCCAUUCUUCCGCUUUCCAUCACCCCGCCCCAUUCUCCCUCUUUCCAUCACCCCGCCCCAUUCUUCCGCUUUCCAGCACCCCGCCCCAUUCUCCCGCUUUCCAUCACCCCGCCCCAUUCUCCCGCUUUCCAUCACCCUGCCCCAUUUUCCCGCUUUCCAUCACCCUGCCCCAUUCUUCCGCUUUCCAUCACCCCGCCCCAUUCUCCCUCUUUCCAUCACCCCGCCCCAUUCUUCCGCUUUCCAGCACCCCGCCCCAUUCUCCCGCUUUCCAUCACCCCGCCCCAUUCUCCCGCUUUCCAUCACCCCGCCCCAUUCUCCCGCUUUCCAUCACCCGCCCCGUUCUCCCUCUUUCCAUCACCCCGCCCCAUUCUCCCGCUUUCCAUCACCCCGCCCCAUUCUCCCGCUUUCCAUCACCUCGACCCAUUCUCCCGCUUUCCAGCACCCCGCCCCAUUCUCUCGCUUUCCAUCACCCCGCCCCAUUCUCCCGCUUUCCAUCACCCCGCCCCAUUCUCCCUCUUUCCAUAACCCCGCCCCAUUCUCCCUCUUUCCAUCACCCUGCCCCAUUCUCCCUCUUUCCAUCACCCCGCCCCAUUCUCCCGCUUUCCAUCACCCCGCCCCAUUCUCCCGCUUUCCAUCGGCCCGCCUCAUUCUCCCACUUUACAUCACCCCACCCCAUUCUCCCGCUUUCCAGCACCCCGCCCCAUUCUCCCGCUUUCCAUCACCCCGCCCGAUUCUCCCGCUUUCCAUAACCCCGCCCGAUUCUCCCGCUUUCCAUCACCCCGCCCCAUUCUCCCGUUUUCCAUCACCCCGCCCCAUUCUCCCGCUUUCCAUCACCCCGCCCCAUUCUCCCGCUUUCCAUCACCCCGCCCGAUUCUCCCGCUUUCCAUCACCCCGCCCGAUUCUCCCGCUUUCCAUCACCCCGCCCCAUUCUCCCGUUUUCCAUCACCCCGCCCCAUUCUCCCGCUUUCCAUCACCCGCCCCAUUCUCCCGCUUUCCAUCACCCCGCCCCAUUCUCCCGCUUUCCAUCACCCCGCCCCAUUCUCCCGCUUUCCAUCACCUCGACCCAUUCUCCCGCUUUCCAGCACCCCGCCCCAUUCUCUCGCUUUCCAUCACCUCGACCCAUUCUCCCGCUUUCCAGCACCCCGCCCCAUUCUCUCGCUUUCCAUCACCCCGCCCCAUUCUCCCGCUUUCCAUCACCCCGCCCCAUUCUCCCUCUUUCCAUCACCCGGCCCCAUUCUCCCUCUUUCCAUCACCCCGCCCCAUUCUCCCGCUUUCCAUCACCCCGCCCCAUUCUCCCGCUUUCCAUCGGCCCGCCCCAUUCUCCCACUUUCCAUCACCCCGCCCCAUUCUCCCGCUUUCCAGCACCCCGCCCCAUUCUCCCGCUUUCCAUCACCCCGCCCGAUUCUCCCGCUUUCCAUCACCCCGCCCCAUUCUCCCGUUUUCCAUCACCCCGCCCCAUUCUCCCGCUUUCCAUCACCCCGCCCCAUUCUCCCUCUUUCCAUCACCCCGCCCAAUUCUCCCGCUUUCCAUCACCCCGCCCCAUUCUCCCGCUUUCCAUCACCCCGCCCCAUUCUCCCUCUUUCCAUCACCCCGCCCCAUUCUCCCGCUUUCCAUCACCCGCUCAAUUCUCCCGCUUUCCAUCACCCCGCCCCAUUCUCCCGCUUUCCAUCACCCCGCCCCAUUCUCCCGCUUUCCAUCACCCCGCCCCAUUCUCCCGCUUUCCAUCACCCCGCCCCAUUCUACCACUUUCCAGCACCCCGCCCCAUUCUCUCGCUUCCCAUCACCCCGGCCCUUUCUCCCGCUUUCCAUCACCCCGCCUCAUUCUCCCGCUUUCCAUCACCCCGCCCCAUUCUCCCUCUUUCCAUCACCCCGCCCCAUUCUCCCGCUUUCCAUCACCACGCCCCAUUCUCCCGCUUUCCAUCACCACGCCCCAUUCUCCUGUUUUCCAUCACCCCGCCCCAUUCUCCCGCUUUCCAGCACCCCGCCCCAUUCUCCCGCUUUCCAUCACCCCGCCCGAUUCUUCCUCUUUCCAUCACCCCUCCCCAUUCUCUCGCUUUCCAUCACCCCGCCCCAUUCUCCCUCUUUCCAUAACCCCGCCCCAUUCUCCCUCUUUCCAUCACCCUGCCUCAUUCUCCCUCUUUCCAUCACCCCGCCCCAUUCUCCCGCUUUCCAUCACCCCGCCCCAUUCUCCCGCUUUCCAUCAGCCCGCCCCAUUCUCCCACCUUCCAUCACCCCGCCCCAUUCUCCCACUUUCCAGCACCCCGCCCCAUUCUCCCGCUUUCCAUCACCCCGCCCGAUUCUCCCGCUUUCCAUCACCCCGCCCCAUUCUCCCGUUUUCCAUCACCCCGCCCCAUUCUCCCGUUUUCCAUCACCCCGCCCCAUUCUCCCGCUUUCCAUCACCCCGCCCCAUUCUCCCUCUUUCCAUCACCCCGCCCAAUUCUCCCGCUUUCCAUCACCCCGCCCCAUUCUCCCGCUUUCCAUCACCCCGCCCCAUUCUCCCUCUUUCCAUCACCCCGCCCCAUUCUCCCGCUUUCCAUCACCCGCUCCAUUCUCCCGCUUUCCAUCACCCUGCCCCAUUCUCCCACUUUCCAUCACCCCGCCCCAUUCUCCCGCUUUCCAUCACCCCGCCCCAUUCUCCCGCUUUCCAUCACCCCGCCCCAUUCUCCCGCUUUCCAGCACCCCGCCCCAUUCUCUCGCUUUCCAUCACCCCGCCCCUUUCUCCCGCUUUCCAUCACCCCGCCUCAUUCUACCGCUUUCCAUCACCCCGCCCCAUUCUCCCUCUUUCCAUCACCCCGCCCCAUUCUCCCGCUUUCCAUCUCCACGCCCCAUUCUCCCGCUUUCCAUCACCACGCCCCAUUCUCCUGUUUUCCAUCACCCCGCCCCAUUCUCCCGCUUUCCAGCACCCCGCCCCAUUCUCCCGCUUUCCAUCACCCCGCCCGAUUCUCCCUCUUUCCAUCACCCCUCCCCAUUCUCUCGCUUUCCAUCACCCCGCCCCAUUCUCCCUCUUUCCAUAACCCCGCCCCAUUCUCCCUCUUUCCAUCACCCUGCCCCAUUCUCCCUCUUUCCAUCACCCCGCCCCAUUCUCCCGCUUUCCAUCACCCCGCCCGAUUCUCCCGCUUUCCAUCACCCCGCCCCAUUCUCCCGUUUUCCAUCACCCCGCCCCAUUCUCCCGCUUUCCAUCACCCCGCCCCAUUCUCCCUCUUUCCAUCACCCCGCCCAAUUCUCCCGCUUUCCAUCACCCCGCCCCAUUCUCCCGCUUUCCAUCACCCCGCCCCAUUCUCCCUCUUUCCAUCACCCCGCCCCAUUCUCCCGCUUUCCAUCACCCGCUCCAUUCUCCCGCUUUCCAUCACCCCGCCCCAUUCUCCCUCUUUCCAUCACCCCGCCCCAUUCUCCCGCUUUCCAUCACCCGCUCCAUUCUCCCGCUUUCCAUCACCCCUGCCCCAUUCUCCCACUUUCCAUCACCCCGCCCCAUUCUCCCGCUUUCCAUCACCCCGCCCCAUUCUCCCGCUUUCCAUCACCCCGCCCCAUUCUCCCGCUUUCCAGCACCCCGCCCCAUUCUCUCGCUUUCCAUCACCCCGCCCCUUUCUCCCGCUUUCCAUCACCCCGCCUCAUUCUACCGCUUUCCAUCACCCCGCCCCAUUCUCCCUCUUUCCAUCACCCCGCCCCAUUCUCCCGCUUUCCAUCUCCACGCCCCAUUCUCCCGCUUUCCAUCACCACGCCCCAUUCUCCUGUUUUCCAUCACCCCGCCCCAUUCUCCCGCUUUCCAGCACCCCGCCCCAUUCUCCCGCUUUCCAUCACCCCGCCCGAUUCUCCCUCUUUCCAUCACCCCUCCCCAUUCUCUCGCUUUCCAUCACCCCGCCCCAUUCUCCCUCUUUCCAUAACCCCGCCCCAUUCUCCCUCUUUCCAUCACCCUGCCCCAUUCUCCCUCUUUCCAUCACCCCGCCCCAUUCUCCCGCUUUCCAUCACCCCGCCCGAUUCUCCCGCUUUCCAUCACCCCGCCCCAUUCUCCCGUUUUCCAUCACCCCGCCCCAUUCUCCCGCUUUCCAUCACCCCGCCCCAUUCUCCCUCUUUCCAUCACCCCGCCCAAUUCUCCCGCUUUCCAUCACCCCGCCCCAUUCUCCCGCUUUCCAUCACCCCGCCCCAUUCUCCCUCUUUCCAUCACCCCGCCCCAUUCUCCCGCUUUCCAUCACCCGCUCCAUUCUCCCGCUUUCCAUCACCCCGCCCCAUUCUCCCGCUUUCCAUCACCCGCUCCAUUCUCCCGCUUUCCAUCACCCCGCCCCAUUCUCCCGCUUUCCAUCACCCCGCCCCAUUCUCCCGCUUUCCAUCACCCCGCCCCAUUCUCCCGCUUUCCAUCACCCCGCCCCAUUCUCCCGCUUUCCAGCACCCCGCCCCAUUCUCUCGCUUUCCAUCACCCCGCCCCUUUCUCCCGCUUUCCAUCACCCCGCCUCAUUCUCCUGCUUUCCAUCACCCCGCCCCAUUCUCCGUCUUUCCAUCACCCCGCCCCAUUCUCCCGCUUUCCAUCACCACGCCCCAUUCUCCCGCUUUCCAUCACCACGCCCCAUUCUCCUGUUUUCCAUCACCCCGCCCCAUUCUCCCGCUUUCCAGCACCCCGCCCCAUUCUCCCGCUUUCCAUCACCCCGCCCGAUUCUCCCUCUUUCCAUCACCCCUCCCCAUUCUCUCGCUUUCCAUCACCCCGCCCCAUUCUCCCUCUUUCCAUAACCCCGCCCCAUUCUCCCUCUUUCCAUCACCCUGCCCCAUUCUCCCUCUUUCCAUCACCCCGCCCCAUUCUCCCGCUUUCCAUCUCCCCGCCCCAUUCUCCCGCUUUCCAUCGACCCGCCCCAUUCUCCCACCUUCCAUCACCCCGCCCCAUUCUCCCACUUUCCAGCACCCCGCCCCAUUCUCCCGCUUUCCAUCACCCCGCUCGAUUCUCCUGCUUUCCAUCACCCCGCCCCAUUCUCCCGUUUUCCAUCACCCCGCCCCAUUCUCCCGCUUUCCAUCACCCCGCCCCAUUCUCCCUCUUUCCAUCACCCCGCCCAAUUCUCCCGCUUUCCAUCACCCCGCCCCAUUCUCCCGCUUUCCAUCACCCCGCCCGAUUCUCCUGCUUUCCAUCACCCCGCCCCAUUCUCCCCACCCCGCCCCAUUCUCCCGCUUUCCAUCACCCCGCCCGAAUCUCCCUCUUUCCAUCACCCCGCCCAUUCUCUCGCUUUCCAUCACCCCGCCCCAUUCUCCCGCUUUCCAUCACCCCGCACCAUUCUCCCUCUUUCCAUCACCCCGCCCCAUUCACCCGCUUUCCAUCACCCGCUCCAUUCUCCCGCUUUCCAUCACCCCGCCCCAUUCUCCCGCUUUCCAUCACCCCGCCCUAUUCUCCCGCUUUCCAUCACCCCGCCCCAUUCUCCCGCUUUCCAUCACCCCGCCCCAUUAUCCCUCUUUCGAUCACCCCGCCCCAUUCUCCCUCUUUCCAUCACCCCGCCCCAUUCUCCCUCUUUCCAUCACCCCGCCCCAUUCUCCCUCUUUCCAUCACCCCGCCCCAUUCUCCCGCUUUCCAUCACCCCGCCCCGUUCUCCCUCUUUCCAUCACCCCGCCCCGUUCUCCCUCAUUCCAUCACCCCGCCCCUUUCUCCCUCUUUCCAUCACCCCGCCCCAUUCUCCCGCUUUCCAUCACCCCGCCCCAUUCUCCCGCUUUCCAUCACCCCGCCCCAUUCUCCCGCUUUCCAUCACCCCGCCCCAUUCUCCUGUUUUCCAUCACCCCGCCCCAUUCUCCCGCUUUCCAGCACCCCGCCCCAUUCUCCCGCUUUCCAUCAUCCCGCCCGAUUCUUCCUCUUUCCAUCACCCCGCCCCAUUCUCUUGCUUUCCAUCACCCCGCCCCAUUCUCCCGCUUUCCAUCACCCCACCCUAUUCUCCCGCUUUCCAUCACCCGCCCCAUUCUCCCGCUUUCCAUCACCCCGCACCAUUCUCCCUCUUUCCAUCACCCCGCCCCAUUCACCCGCUUUCCAUCACCCGCUCCAUUCUCCCGCUUUCCAUCACCCCGCCCCAUUCUCCCGCUUUCCAUCACCCCGCCCUAUUCUCCUGCUUUCCAUCACCCCGCCCCAUUCUCCCGCUUUCCAUCACCCCGCUCCAUUAUCCCUCUUUCGAUCACCCCGCCCCAUUCUCCCUCUUUCCAUCACCCCGCCCCAUUCUCCCGCUUUCCAUCACCCCGCCCCAUUCUCCCUCUUUCCAUCACCCCGCCCCAUUCUCCCGCUUUCCAGCACCCCGCCCCAUUCUCCCGCUUUCCAUCACCCCGCCCCAUUCUCCCGCUUUCCAGCACCCCGCCCCAUUCUCCCGCUUUCCAUCACCCCGCUCGAUUCUCCCGCAUUCCGUCACCCCGCCCCAUUCUCCCGCUUUCCAUCACCCCGCCCCAUUUUUCCGCUUUCCAUCAUUCCACCCCAUUCUCCCGCUUUCCGUCACCCCGCCCCAUUCUCCCGCUUUCCAUCACCCCGCCCCAUUCUCCCGUUUUCCAUCACCCCGCCCCAUUCUCCCGCUUUCCAUCACCCCGCCCCAUUCUCCCUCUUUCCAUCACCCCGCCCCAUUCUCCCGCUUUCCAUCACCCCGCCCCAUUCUCCCGCUUUCGAUCACCCCGCCCCAUUCUCCCUCUUUCCAUCACCCCACCCCAUUCUCCCACUUUCCAUCACCCGCUCCAUUCUCCCGCUUUCGAUCACCCCGCCCCAUUCUCCCUCUUUCCAUCACCCCGCCCCAUUCUCCCUCUUUCCAUCACCCCGCCCCAUUCUCCCGCUUUCCAUCACCCGCCCCAUUCUCCUGCUUUCCAUCACCCCGCCCCAUUCUCCCUCUUUCCAUCACCCCGCCCCAUUCUCCCGCUUUCCAUCACCCGCCCCAUUCUCCCGCUUUCCAUCACCCCGCCCCAUUUUCCCGCUUUCCAUCACCCCGCCUCAUUCUCCCGCUUUCCAUCACCCCGCCCCAUUCUCCCUCUUUCCAUCACCCCGCCCCAUUCUCCCCCUUUCCAUCACCCCGCCCCAUUCUCCCGCUUUCCAUCACCCCGCCACGUUCUCCCUCUUUCCAUCACCCCGCCCCGUUCUCCCUCUUUCUAUAACCCCACCCCAUUCUCCCGCUUUCCAUCACCCCGCCCCGUUCUCCCUCUUUCCAUAACCCUGCCCCAUUCUCCCGCUUUCCAUCACCCCGCCCCAUUCUCCCGCUUUCCAUCACCCCGCCCGAUUCUCCCGCUUUCCAUCACUCCGCCCCAUUCUCCCGCUUUCCAUCACCCCACCCCAUUCUCCCGCUUUCCAUCACCCCGCCCCAUUCUCCCGCUUUCCAUCACCCCGCCCCAUUCUCCCGCUUUCCAUCACACCCCCCAUUCUCCCGCUUUCCAUCACCCCGCCCCAUUCACCCGCUUUCCAUCACCCCGCCCCAUUUUCCCUCUUUCCAUCACCCCGCCCCAUUCUCCCUCUUUCCAUCACCCCACUCCAUUCUCCCUCUUUCAAUCACCCCGCCCCAUUCUCCCGCUUUCCAUCACCCCGCCCCAUUCUCCCUCUUUCCAUCACCCCGCCCCAUUCUCCCGCUUUCCAGCACCCCGCCCCAUUCUCCCGCUUUCCAUCACCCCGCCCCAUUCUCCCGCUUUCCACCACCCCGCCCCAUUCUCCCGCUUUCCAUCACCCCGCUCGAUUCUCCCGCAUUCCAUCACCCCGCCCCAUUCUCCCGCUUUCCAUCACCCCGCCCCAUUUUCCCGCUUUCCAUCAUUCCACCCCAUUCUCCCGCUUUCCAUCACCCCGCCCCAUUCUCCCGCUUUCCAUCACCCCGCCCCAUUCUCCCGUUUUCCAUCACCCCGCCCCAUUCUCCCGCUUUCCAUCACCCACUCCAUUCUCCCGCUUUCCAUCUCCCCGCCCCAUUCUCCCGCUUUCCAUCACCCCGCCCCAUUCUCCCUCUUUCCAUCACCCCGCCCCGUUCUCCCGCUUUCCAUCACCCGCCCGAUUCUCCCCCUUUUCAUCACCCCGCCCCAUUCUCCCGCUUUCCAUCACCCUGCCCCAUUCUCCCUCUUUCCAUCACCUGCUCCAUUCUCCCGCUUUCCAUCACCCCGCCACAUUCUCCCGCUUUCCAUCACCCCGCCCCAUUCUCCCGCUUUCCAUCACCCCGCCCCAUUCUCCCGCUUUCCAUCACCCGCCCCAUUCUCCCGCUUUCCAUCACGCCGCCCCAGUCUCCCGCUUUCCAUCACCCCGCCCCAUUCUCCCUCUUUCCACCACCCUGCCCCACUCUCCCUCUUUCCAUCACCGCGCCCCAUUCUCCCUCUUUCCAUCACCCCGCCCCGUUCUCCCGCUUUCCAUCACCCCGCCCCGUUCUCCCUCUUUCCAUCUCCCCGCCCCAUUCUCCCUCUUUCCAUAACCCCGCCCUAUUCUCCCGCUUUCCACCACCCCACCCCAUUCUCCCCUUUCCAUCACCCCGCCCCAUUCUCCCGCUUUCCAUCACCCCGCCCCAUUCUCCCGCUUUCCAUCACCCCGCCCCAUUCUCCCGCUUUCCAUCACCCCGCCCCAUUCUCCCGCUUUCCAUCACCCCGCCCCAUUCUCCCACUUUCAAGCACCCCGCCCCAUUCUCCCGCUUUCCAUCACCCCGCCCGAUUCUCCCGCUUUCCAUCACCCCGCCCCAUUCUCCCGCUUUCCAGCACCCCGCCGCAUUCUCCCGCUUUCGAUCACCCCGCCCGAUUCUCCCUCUUUCCAUCACCCCGCCCCAUUCUCCCGCUUUCCAUCACCCUGCCCCAUUCUCCCGCUUUCCAUCACCCCGCCCCAUUCUCCCUCUUUCCAUCACCCCGCCCCAUUCUCCCGCUUUCCAUCACCCCGCCCCAUUGUCCCGCUUUCCAUCACCCCGCCCCAUUCUCCCUCUUUCCAUCACCCCGCCCCAUUCUCCCACUUUCCAUCACCCCGCCCCAUUCUCCCGCUUUCCAUCACCCCGCCCCGUUCUCCUGCUUUCCAUCACCCCGCCACGUUCUCCCUCUUUCCAUCACCCCGCCCCGUUCUCCCUCUUUCCAUCAUCCCACCCCCACCCCGCCCCAUUCUCCCGCUUUCCAUCACCUCGCCCCAUUCUCCCGCUUUCCAGCACCCCGCCCCAUUCUCCCGCUUUCCAUCACCCCGCCCGAUUCUCCCGCAUUCCAUCACCCCGCCCCAUUCUCCCGCUUUCCAUCACCCCGCCCCAUUCUCCCGCUUUCCAUCACCCCCCCCCAUUCUCCCGCUUUCCAUCACCCCGCCCCAUUCUCCCACUUUCCAUCACCCCGCCCCAUUCUCCCUCCUUUCAUCACCCUGCCCCAUUCUCCCUCUUUCCAUCACCCCGCCCCAUUCUCUUGCUUUCCAUCACCCCGCCCAAUUCUCCCGCUUUCCAUCACCCCACCCCAUUCUCCCUCCAUCACCCCGCCCCAUUCUCUCUCUUUUCAUCACCCCGCCCCAUUCUCUCUUUGA
Closterium sp. Naga37s-1 is the source of this 11306-nucleotide messenger RNA. The record is from the annotation of a GenBank genome assembly. Lineage: Eukaryota; Viridiplantae; Streptophyta; Zygnematophyceae; Desmidiales; Closteriaceae.